Messenger RNA from Musa acuminata AAA Group (dessert banana), 571 nucleotides. Its product is annotated as transcription factor ILI3. The record is from RefSeq and is a predicted model, not a curated record. Gene Ontology annotation, biological process: regulation of growth; regulation of DNA-templated transcription. Gene Ontology annotation, molecular function: protein dimerization activity. The coding region runs from base 128 to 385 and encodes 85 amino acids. The transcript is spliced from 2 exons. Lineage: Eukaryota; Viridiplantae; Streptophyta; Magnoliopsida; Zingiberales; Musaceae.
AUGUGAGCUCAGUUCACUGAAGCACUUGCCCUUCUCCUUCGCCUUUAAAUGCACUGCCUCGCCUUGUGGUUUGCCAUCUCCCUGCGCUUGUCUCUGCAUUCAGAGGCGAGGAAAUAGAGCAGAAGAAAUGUCGGGCAGAGGCAGCAGGAUCACUGAUGAGGAGAUCAACGAGCUCGUCUCCAAGCUGCAGUCGCUGCUCCCCGAGUCCCGCCGCAGGAACACAGGCAGAGUAUCUGCGUCGAAGCUGCUGAAGGAGACGUGCAGCUACAUCAAGAGCUUGCACCGCGAGGUGGACGACCUGAGCGACCGGCUCUCCGGCCUAAUGGUGACCAUGGACAGCAACAGCCCUCAGGCUGAGAUCAUCAGGAGCCUCCUCCGAUCCUAGGGAGAGUUGUACUGUCGUUUUCAUGCUUCUUUAGUGCAGUACCAACCGAGAUCUGUGGGUUAGAGAGAUCAAACAAUAAGUGCUAGCUAGUUUACUAGCACCGCCAUGGUGCUUGAUGUUAUUGCAGCUGCAUGCUUGAGUUGUCUCUUUCAUGGCAAUCCAAGCUGGAGAAACUAUCAUGUAUUA